Molecule: messenger RNA, 993 nt
Organism: Achroia grisella
Lineage: Eukaryota; Metazoa; Arthropoda; Insecta; Lepidoptera; Pyralidae
Product: caltractin ICL1d-like
Exons: 1
Coding region: 1-993 (330 amino acids)
Cellular component (GO): cytoplasm
Molecular function (GO): calcium ion binding
Source: RefSeq, a predicted model, not a curated record
AUGGAGGACCAGAUAUCACCAGCUGAAGGCAUAAUAACUCCACAGAUAGAUGACAACAAAUAUGAUAGUGAUAGUGAAAAUCAAAAGAAAGCAGGAGACAGUAAUGAAAGAAUGGCAGGUGAAGGUUUAGAGGAAGCUGAAGGAGAGUAUGUUGAAGGGGAACAUUUGGAAGGAGAUCUUGUGGAACGAGAAGAGGAACAGGUAGAGGAAGAAUAUUUAGGAGAAGAACAAAAAGUUCUAAGGGAAGGAGACCAAUUUAUAGGUGAAGAACUUGAAGGAGAGCAUACGGAGGGGAAAGAAGUAGAUGAGCAAGAAAUCCAAUAUGCAGAAAAACAACCUGCAGAAGUGACAGUUGAAGAGGAAGAACGAUAUGUAGAAGAGCCACCACCAGACCCUACUGCUCCUUUUAAUUUCAGUGAUUCAAAAGAAGAAUUGAGAGAACCUUUUCAAUUAAGACCUGAUCAAUUGGCAGAACUAGAGCAAUUAUGGGAUCUAUAUCAAAAUUAUACACCAGCCUAUACAGACAUUGAGAAAUAUAUAACAGAAAAAGAACUCGUUUAUAUGUUAAAGUCUAUCCUUCUUAUGACAAUUACGUCAGAACAACUUCAAGAACUGAUAGAUUUUUGCGUGAGGCCACCACAUCCGCAUGGUCAUAUUACAUUUCAGCAAUUUCUUCGAAUGGUAACCAUACGACAAAGAGACUUUCUUAUCGAAGACGAGCUACGGUCUGCUUUGCAAGUUUUCGAUCCUGAGAGAACUGGAACUAUUGAUCGAGAAUAUUUAAAGGACGUUCUAUUGAUACAAGGACAUAAAAUGCCACAAAAACCUCUGGAUAAUCUUAUAAAAGAAGUCGAUAUGAGCAAUGAUGGUACAAUUGGUAUUGAAGAUGUGGUCGGAACCAUGUGUAUUGAUUUAAAUAAAGAAGAUUUAAUGAUGUUAAUUGCGUCUGUAUUUUCAAAUGCAGCCGAUAGAGUACCUGAAGAAAAUGUAUGA